This is a messenger RNA of Cetraspora pellucida, 1173 nucleotides long. NCBI's taxonomy places the organism in Eukaryota, Fungi, Glomeromycota, Glomeromycetes, Diversisporales, Gigasporaceae. The record is from the annotation of a GenBank genome assembly.
AUGAAUAAAAUCUUUAACAUAAUUAAAAAAACUAUUAAAAUCAAUCGUCAAUAUCAAGAGGAUAAUGUAAAUGCCACUUUUCAAUAUGAGCAUGAAAAUAGUCAUCCGGCUAGCCAUCAUUAUUCAAUAUGGAUUGAUCCAACACCUUAUCAUGGGCCACUAAUUGUUACUGAGCAGUCCUUUCAUGAUAACGAAUCAAAUUCGCAAGAUGUCAUAAAUAAUAGAAUUUCGAGCUGUAAUGAACCAUUCACUAUUGAACAAUCUUCUCUUUUACCAUCUUUAGAUCAUCUGAAUAAUUCAAAUAGAGAUAUUUCAAGUUAUCAAUCAAACCAAUUUAUAGAUACAGCUUAUAACGAUAAUGAUAAUGGGUCACUAAGUCAUUAUUCAAAUUCGCAGGAGACUUUAUAUGAGGCUUCGAGUUAUCAGUUAGCUCAAUUUGUGGAUCCUAUAAUUUGCAAUGAACAAUCACUUAAUGCAUCUGUCGUUGAACAAUCCUCUUGUCCGAUGUCUCUAAAUAUUCAGUCAGAUCCUCUAAUCAAUACAUGUGAUGAGUCUUCAAACAUUCAACAAGAUCAAUUUAUCAAUCUUAAUACAGAUUUGGAUUCUCAACGGCCAUUUACAUUAUUAUUAGAUUCGUCAGAAGUCGAUGAUAGCGAUGACGAAACUUCUGAAACUAUUAACAACAGUGAAAGCAAUAAUGUUGAUGGUGAUUACGAAUACGCUAUACGAUUAUGGCAAAUCUAUAACGAAGAAUUAAAUAUAGAUAAUGCGCAAGUGAGAAAUAAUCUUGAAUCUAAUCAUGAAGGACAUAAUCAAGAAGAUUUGUAUGAAUGUAAUAUGCAAGUACAUGAUAAUUGGGAAGAAUCGAACAUAGUUAUCAAUAAUUCAUCAAGUAUAAAUGAUAAUAAUGAUUCUUGUGAUGUAAUGCCGAUACAAAAUUGGAAUUCAUCAAGAGGAUGGGAUGAAGAUUUAAUUGAACAACCAAACGAUUGGAAUGAAGAAAUAAAUGAUUCAUCAAGUAAUUGUAAUGAUACACAAACAAUCCGAAAUGAUAAUGGCCUAAGUUGGGGAGUAAAUGAAUCACCAAGCAGUUCAGAUGGUGAUAUAAAUGAUUCAUCAAGUAAUUGUAAUGAUACACAAACAAUCCGAAAUGAUAAUGGCCUAAGUUGGGGA